This is a messenger RNA of Cladocopium goreaui, 6315 nucleotides long. The record is from the annotation of a GenBank genome assembly. NCBI's taxonomy places the organism in Eukaryota, Dinophyceae, Suessiales, Symbiodiniaceae.
GGAUGGCUAAUUCCUGGAUGGUGACAGGCCGUGGUCUGGUUUGAAGACCAGCUUGGAGGAGCGAAACAGCUUCCAUGGUUCCACUUCGCCAACUUCCGGCAGUUCUUCUGAUAGGGCUUGUGAUCAUCUUGCUUUUCCUUCAACUCCUGUCCUUGUUCAUCUUCAAGUGGCGAAAUCGCUCCAAGCGCAGAGAGGGAAUCGCUCCGAGUGGACCCUGGCAGAUCUGGGUCGACCGGGUUCUCAGCGCGUAUCCGUUGCUCACUCUGCUGGGGGGCAUAGCACUUCCUGCUGGCUUCAGUGUGGCAGGCCUCUACGCCUCGGAGUUUCAGGUGGAUGUGAACCUGGAUUUCAGCAGCUACCUUGCAGCAGAACUGGAGGAACAGUAUCUCUACGACCUCACAACAGGCCUUGCCAGAGAGCAAGUGGAUCGCAGUCAGAACUUGCAGGAUCGCGGCCAAGAGAGAUGGGCAUCCUGGAACUUUGUCUCUGCAUCUCUCGCCAGCGAGAACCACAGCAGUCGGCGGCUUCAAAGUGUGCGACCCCUUGAAUCGAAUUUUUGGAAACUUGAUAUCUUCUACCAGGCCAAAGACCCCGAGAAAGGCAUUUUCACUCGGGAAGCCUUGGAAGAAAUUAGGGACUUUGAGCGGCGCAUCCACGACUUUCCCCGCUACACGGAGUUUUGCCGGAAGAAGUUUAAUCCUGAGAUCUGCGAUCCAAGCUAUUCUGUCACGAACAUCUUCUUUUCAGUUCCCAAUGCCACAGAGAUCACAGGAGCUGAUAUGAAGGUGAUCUAUGAUGGAUCUGGAUCGCUUGCUGACAUCGAUGAUGUCCUUGAAGGAUUUUUGAGAGAUGGACUGGAUUGGUGGGUCGACAAGGACUUUGGGCCACAAAAUCUGAAGAGUCAAUACACAAGAGCAACCUUUUUCGGUGGCCUGCCCCUCGCUGGCUACCCAGAUUUGGUCACCAGGCUAGAGGAGCAGAGACAAAAGUCUGGGAACUUUUUGAAGGAUCUCUGGAGGGAUCUCUUGCGUCGAACAGAGAUCACUGGAAAGGAUCGGCUGAACUACGAGCAUGUGAUUUUCUCUUGGCACGAGAGUCGCUAUCUCUACAACCACGAAGUGAACUACUACCUGAUCAAUGAUUGCUGGUUUUGCGCAGGGACCAUCAUUUUGGUCACUAGCCUGGUUCUUCUUCGCACGCAGAACCUCUUCACCACGCUCUGCGGAGUGCUGGGUGUCGUUUUGGCGUUUACAUCCACCUAUUACUUUCACAUUGCAGUGAUGGGCUACCAGAGGUUGACGGUCAUGGAUCUGGUCUCCAUUUUCCUCAUCAUUGCCAUCGCAGCGGACGACAUCCUCCUGCUGUACAACACCUACCAGUUGGCCCCUGCGAUGCUGGUGGUGGAUGAUGGAUCUCAGCUGUCGCCGGCGGAGAAAAUGAGGUGGGCAUAUCGGAAGGCUUCCCUGGCCAUGUUGGUCACAUCUGCGACCACCUGUGGAUCCUUCUAUGCCAACCUGCUGUCCAUCGUCAGUGUGGUACGAGGCUUCGGCUUUUUCAUGGGAACCCUAGUGCUCUGGAACUUUGUGAAUGUCUUGACCAUAUUUGCUGCCUCCCUCCUGGUCAGUGAGAUCUAUCUAGCCCCAUUGCUGCGAUGUUGGCGCAAAAACGACCCAGGUCCCUGCUGUGUGCAGCCUGACUGUGUGUCACCGGCGGCAACUUCCAGACGACGAAGCGGUGAGCUCUCGGCCGCGUCGACGCAGCGCGUUUCGCAGGACCCCAGCUCCAUCUUUGCUUUGGAUGCUCACAUUGGCGAGCUGGGCUGUAUUGAACGGCAGAUGGACACCAAAAUCAGACCUUGCUUGGUGACAUGCCGCUGGCCCUUGCUGGUUGCAUCUCUUGGUCUCAGUGGCCUUUUCAUCUUCCUGGCAUACACUGGCUUUCGCGUGGCAUCAGGUGAAAUCGUGGUCUUUGAAAGCGACCUGAAUUUGGGUCGAAUGAAAAUGCUAAUAACAGAGGUAUUCCCUUCCUACACCAGCAGUGACCUGAACAACAACUUGGUGAUUGUCAAUCCCGUGUGGCCCACCACUUUGCCAAGCUGUCCCAGGUUGGGAGACAACAGCACCUGGUGUUCUGGACAUGGUUCUUGUAAUACCUUUACUGGCCGCUGCAGUUGCGAGGACCAGUACGCGGGCAAUGGCUGCUCGGUCUUGCGGCGAAAUGACACCCUGGAGCUCUCCAGCUGGCCGUCUUCGUCGCCUGGGAACUAUGAGUUUCUCCACAUCCUCUCACGACCUUCGCUGAUCCAAAGCCCAGCAUCCUUGGACUUUUCGGCCACCGUGGAGUUGGCAAACAGAGGAGACGACCUCUUGGAGUGGUCGCUGACAGUGCCCGCGAGUUCCCGCAGCUGGAUGGGCCUUGUGCCCAGCUCCGGCGCCGUGGCACCACGGAGCUUCAGUCCGUUGGAUGACGCCAUCUACCUAGGGCAAGGGGCCUUCGUGGUGAAGUAUUUCACCGGCAGCCGACCGGCGGGCUUCUUGGAACAGGUGAAUGCUACGCUAGAGGUCACGAAUCGACCCUCACAGACGGUGCGGUUUUGGGCCUUUCUGAUGCAACCGCCGGCCUUAGCUGCCCUGGACAUCGACUGUUUGGAUGUGAACUUCACAGCGGAGCUGACGCCUCCGUUUGCAUUGGACUUUGGUUUCAGUGACAACGAUACGCUGAACUUGGCGCUGCCCGGACAGACGCCCCAGCCCUGGUACAACAUCUCCUUGCCCUUCGCUGUCCAGCGCAUCGCGGUGCAUACCGAGCUCUUUGGGACGGCUGAGAGGGUGGAAGUGAAUGGCAUCCAGAGCAGUGGCAUCUCUGAAGCCAUUGAAUUGUCUCCAGAGCCUGCCAUCAACAUCAUAUCGAUCCAAGUUUUCUCUGCAUACAGCGAAGCAGUGAGCAUCGUGUACAAGCUGGAGGUGUUAAGAGCUUCAACCAGCACCACUAGCACAACCAGAACUAUGACGUUGCUGAAGGGUGAAAUCAGCAUCAAUGUCAACGAUUGCCUGCUGCUUUUGGAUUCUGAGCAGGACUUGGUGUUGGGUUUGGCUGCACUGCUCGGACAGCCGGCGUGGAGGAUUGCAGUCGAAGUCAGGUGCAGCCGCCGCAUGACUGGUGCUGUCGAGAGGGAACUGUUAUCAAGCGCGCUGGUGCUCUAUGAACUGCGGGUGCCAGGCAGUGAAGCCGCAGACGUCGUUGACAUUUUGGACACCACCAGCGCGACAUCGCUCUCGCAGACGCUGCAAGCAGCACUGGACGCGUCAGGCAACGAGGGCGUGUCGUUGAGCGUCACGGCGGUGGUGGUGGAGGGUGGCACCAGGACAACCAGCGGUUCGACCACUAGGAGCUCCACCUUCACCAGGACGACCGGGACUCCCACGACCACGGCUACGGCCGUGGUAGCCACCACCGGAAGCACUGCAACCAUCAUGGGAACCAGCACCAGUCGCACCAGUACCCUGACAUCAAGCAGCACAAGUCUGGUCACGUCAACCAUCACCAGCUCUUCAAGUACUGUGACUGUUCAUAGUGCUACUGCAACCAGCACUACUGCGCCUGGCACCGCAACCAGCACCAGAAGCUACAGCACGAGCUACACUUUGACCCGUACGACCUCCAGUACAGGUAGCGCCACUACUGUCACCAGUACAGUCUCCACGGUCUCGACAUCUGAAGUGGCCACCACAACCACAUCCACAGCGUUAUCAACAGCGACAUCGGCAGCGGCAGCGACUUCCAACGACCCAUCCUCCACGGCCACAGAGCAAAGUGGAACGAGCACGGGCACAAGAUCCGUGACGGGCAGCACGACCAAAACUGCCUCGGAAACCACUGACACGGCGACCAGUGAACAACCGAUUUCGACCAUAACCAACACUUCCACGAUGAUCAGCAGUCCAACGACCAUUGCAACCAGCAGCACUGUGACAUCAGUGACUGUCACUGUAAGUACGACCGUGUUCAGCGCCAGCAGUGUGACUACACAAACUGCCACUUCCACCUUUUUGGACUAUGUCAUCUCGGGCUCGAUUGCCAUGGAAGUCAGUGACUGCGAGUCCUUACAGGCGCCCAGUGGGCAAGAAGGAUUGCGGAGAGCUCUUGCCGAGGCUGCCGGUGUCGACCCCAGCUACAUCCAGCUCACAGUGUCCUGUGUCCGGCGGAUGUCGCAGGCGGACGAGGCGGACGAGGCGCGUAGGUUGUCUGUCAGUGCAACUGUGGACUACGUGAUCGACCCACCAACUCACUCCAUGGAUGAGAUGCUGUGGUUGACGAACACGGCCCACUCCAAUCUCCUUUCCGAGACGUCAGCUUCGCUCAGCCAAAAGAUCGAGCUGGCCAUGGCAUCCACAGGUGCCUCCGUUUCCGUCACGGUCAUAGAAAUCGGCCAACCCUCGGUGUCCAUCAGCAGCGAGACGACUACGAGUCCCAGCACAACCACUGCGUAUUGUCCCGGGAAUCCAGUCUGUGGAGGAAUUUCUGGGCAAUGUGUUGUAGCUGUGAAUGAUAGCAGAAGUUGGCGAUGCGAGUGCAGUGAAACCUACGAUGGAGAGGCCUGCGAAAUCCGAACGUGUCCCAGAUGUCAAAACAACGGGACCUGCGUCAGUGGUACGCAAAGCCCCCACUCACAGUGGAGCUGUGAUUGUCCCGAAGGCUUCCAAGGCACACACUGCGAGUUUUUCAGAUGUCCAAAUGACUGCAGCAACUCGGGCGAUUGCAACGCCGAGACCGGGCUCUGCGCUUGCUUCGUUGGAUAUUUGCAGGAGGAUUGUUCGGAGACAACGAACUGGAAGGUGCCAUUUGCCAAUUGCAUCGAAGUCCACUUGACAUGGGGCUUGAAUGGGCACCAGGUGUACAACACCAGUGCUCCGGACUACAACUCCAUGUUUGAUCUUUUCGCGCCCGAAACCCAGGCGUGGCUCCUUGAGACCUGCCAGCUCGCUCGCGCACAGGAGGAGCUGAUGGUUCGCGAGGAGUUGAUGUGCUGGAUUGAAGGCUUCAAAAACUUUGUGAACUUGGCCGGUGGGAUCUUUCCGGUUGAGAGCCCGGAGCUGGCAUCGCAAGCCCUACAGGCGUUUAUGCAUCAAGAUGCUGCGAAACCCUUUUAUGGGGAUGUCAGCACCUCCGGGCUCGACUAUGAUGGACCUGCCAACUUUGCCAGAGAGAGGCUCAAGAUCAAUGUGGCCAAGACCGGCAACACCACGUACCGGACGGCAAUAAGGAAAAGAUGGGAAGAGUUUGCAAAGAGCCGCAAUGAAGGAGCACCUGCCAAUGUGGGCGUCAUGUUGAUGGUCUCCAGCACUUGGAUGCAGAUGGAGAUGGAGAGCAAGGUGGUUUCCUCCACCAUGAUGGCUUUUGCUGGCUCCAUCACCGUGUCUCUGCUGGCGGUGGCACUCUUCACGCAAAAUGCCAUCAUUGCACUGUACGUCUGCCUGAACAUCGUGCUGGUGGUAUGCAUCCUCGCUGGAUUCCUACUCAAUGUCAUGGGCUAUGAGUUUGGUGUGGCCGAAGCCAUUGGAGCGACGAUCUUUGUGGGGCUCAGCGUGGACUACUGUCUCCAUCUGGCCCACGCCUACAACGAGGCACCAUCCAACAGCUCGAGGCAGAAGAUACGACAGGCGCUGGUGGUCAUAGGACCUUCCAUCCUGGGUGGUGCAUCCACGACCAUCGUGGGCACCGCUUUUCUGCUGCCCUGCCGCAUUCUGCUGUUCCAGAAACUAGGCUGGAGUUUGUUCGCGAAUUCCACAGUCUCAAUACUUUUGACCUUCUCCUUCCUCUGUCCAAUGCUGAUCAUCUUGGGCCCUACAGGACGGCAGGGAGAUCUAUGCCCUUGCUUAAGGCGAUCGCUUUCGAAAGCAGGGACAAGUCGCGUCUAUGCUAGCGACGAGCCAAGUCCUCGCGCGGAUGCUGACGCUGACUCCUACACGGACAUGGUGCCAGAGGUGACGGGACAGACCCUGAGAAGUGACAGCACCUUCCGGCUGGAUGUGCAAACCAACAAGAGUGACAGCGCAGGGCCCGAAGCGCCCGAAGCGCCCGAAGCGUUGGCUGUGGCGGCAGUCGCCUCGGAGAACAGGGGCGUCAACCAGGUGCAGGUACCAAGUCAAGGGACGGAUGGCACCUUCAACGUGGAUGACAUGAAAACAAGCGAUCAGUCGAAAAGCAGCGUGGUCGACCUCGCGUGAGGUCAGAAAAAGCCUUGGAUUUUGCAGGCUGAUAACUGUCCACAGACAUGGUGGUUUCUCAAGAUUUUGGGAUAGCGCAAGAGCGAUG